UUUAACUGCAAUAUCUUCACAAUUCCUGGUAGAACAUUUCCUGUUGAGAUACUCUACACGAAGCAGCCAGAAAGUGAUUAUCUAGAUGCAGCACUGAUCACAGUUCUGCAGAUUCACUUAACAGAACCUGAAGGAGACAUUCUUCUUUUCUUGACUGGUCAGGAAGAGAUUGAUCAUGCUUGUCAGUCUCUUUAUGAGAGAAUGAAGGGCCUGGAUAAGAAUGUGCCUGAACUGAUUAUCUUACCUGUAUACAGUGCUCUUCCAAGUGAAAUGCAAUCGAGAAUUUUUGAGCCGGCUCCACCCUGUAAGAGAAAAGUUAUUGUAGCUACUAAUAUUGCAGAGGCUUCUUUGACAAUUGAUGGAAUAUUUUAUGUAAUUGACCCUGGGUUUGCUAAGCAAAAUGUGUAUAACCCU
Phalaenopsis equestris is the source of this 414-nucleotide messenger RNA. Its product is annotated as probable pre-mRNA-splicing factor ATP-dependent RNA helicase DEAH5. The record is from RefSeq and is a predicted model, not a curated record. The transcript has a single exon. Gene Ontology annotation, cellular component: intracellular anatomical structure; catalytic step 2 spliceosome. Gene Ontology annotation, biological process: spliceosomal complex disassembly. NCBI's taxonomy places the organism in Eukaryota, Viridiplantae, Streptophyta, Magnoliopsida, Asparagales, Orchidaceae. Gene Ontology annotation, molecular function: RNA binding. The annotation marks the transcript as partial.